This is a messenger RNA of Macrobrachium nipponense, 821 nucleotides long. RefSeq names its product dolichyldiphosphatase 1-like. The record is from RefSeq and is a predicted model, not a curated record. Lineage: Eukaryota; Metazoa; Arthropoda; Malacostraca; Decapoda; Palaemonidae. Gene Ontology annotation, biological process: protein N-linked glycosylation; lipid biosynthetic process. The coding region runs from base 16 to 705 and encodes 229 amino acids. The transcript has 6 exons. Gene Ontology annotation, molecular function: dolichyldiphosphatase activity. Gene Ontology annotation, cellular component: endoplasmic reticulum membrane; intracellular membrane-bounded organelle.
AAUUUCCCUCUUAAAAUGAGCGACGUAAAAUGGAAAGCAUUCUCUUUAACGCACGUUGAAUAUCCCGAAGGAGAUAGAAUAGGACAGCUCUUAGCAAUCAGCAGCUUAACACCUAUAGCAAUAAUUGUUGGAUUUAUUACACUGAUUCUCUUUAGAAGGGAUCUCCACACAAUAGUAUUUUUUGCUGGUGCUCUUUUAAAUGAAGCAAUAAAUUUGGUUAUGAAGAGAAUUAUUGCUGAGCCCCGUCCUUUAACUCGAAAGGGCUUAUAUACAGAACAUGGUAUGCCCUCCUCACACUCACAAAUGAUGUGGUUUUUCUCUUCAUAUUCAAUCCUCUUCCUAAUAUUUAGGUUACGCCAUAUAAACAGCUCAGGUUUAGAGCUGAUUUGGAAAGUUCUCGUAGCUUUGAGUCUUAUUGCUACAGCUGUGGUUGUUGCUUAUUCAAGAGUGUAUCUGUUAUAUCACACUUGGAGCCAAAUUAUUUGGGGUGCUGUGAUUGGUGUUAUGCUGGGUGUCAGUUGGUUCUCAUUCACACACGUGGUAUUAUCACCAUUUUUCCCUACUGUGGCAUCAUGGAGAAUAUCAGAACGACUGAUGAUUCGAGACACAUCACUCAUUCCCAACAUCAUGUGGUUUGAGUACACACAUGCACGCACGGAGAACAGAGCCAGAAGUCGGAAACUAACUUCAAUGAAGAGCCAGUAACAAUUUGCAGUAUUCUUAUUAAGAAAUUCUUGGUGUUGUGUAAUUUUAGGAAAACUAUGUAAAGACGAUUCUCUGAUUUUGAUAUUUGUAAACUCAGUAAAGCUCAUAAAAAUUAA